Molecule: messenger RNA, 816 nt
Organism: Ceratitis capitata (Mediterranean fruit fly)
Lineage: Eukaryota; Metazoa; Arthropoda; Insecta; Diptera; Tephritidae
Product: chromosomal protein D1
Exons: 2
Coding region: 146-664 (172 amino acids)
Molecular function (GO): DNA binding
Source: RefSeq, a predicted model, not a curated record
AAUAAAACUAUCGAGUGCCAUUUUGUGAUUUUUGGAAUCGAUUGAUUACUCUUUCCCAAAUACAAAUUAAAAGUUUACUGCUUGCUUGUAAAAGAAUAUUAAAUUGUUAAGUUUAUUUAAAACCACGGCUAAUAUUUGUAAGAAGAUGACACCUUGUAGGGGUAGGCCGCGAAAACUUGGUAAACUGAAAGUUCCACACGCAAUUGUCGCAACAGGAAAGGGACGCGGUCGGCCGAAAAAUCCAAAGAAGGCUGCGUUAUUAAAAAAAGUUGCUGCAGUUAAAAAAAAGUCGCUUGGUCGUGGUCGCCCAAGGAAAGAGAAAGCAAGCAGUGAAAAUGAGAACUCCUCUUGUGACGAAAAGCCCGACUAUGAGGAACGUCGUGGAGUAGGAAGACCAAGCACCGGAGCUGUGAACUUAAAUAUUGUGCGUACAGGCCGUGGGCAAGGACGUCCUAAAAAGAAAAAGACGGAGGCAGGACUUGUAGGUUCUGUAACAAAGUCAUCGAAAAAAUGUGGGCGCCCGUACCAAGGCGGAGUUCCGUACGUGCCAACAGGAAAACCGCGUGGACGACCUAAGAGUAAUCAAAAUGAGCCGACAAAUAAUAAUAAGGAUCAAUUAGAAGAACAGGAAGAACAGGCGUGUGAGGAAGUAGUGGGUAUAUAAAUAAUUUCAAUAUGAAGAGGUAGCAUGUAAACAAAUGUAUGUAUAUCUAUUAAUUGAUAUUUCAUAUCCAUACACAUAUAACGUAAUAUAAGGCAUAACACAUACUCUACUUGACUAUGUAAAAAUAUAAACGUAACUAGACCUCAAAAACA